AUGCAAUAAAAUAACCGUGUUAUUUAUGAGUUGGAAGAUGAUGAGGAUAUAAAGUAGGCACCUUUUCCAAAGUCUUAAGUAAAUGAUUAGUGUAAUAAUGAAAGGCAAUAAAAAUUGAUAGAAAAUUGGGUGCAGUAUCAUAUAUAAAAUGGGGAACACUUUACAAUUACUUCUUUUCCUUUGACUUAAGAAAAGGGAGGUUAUUGUGUUACAAAACGGAAUAAUCAAAUAGUUAUAAUAAUUAUUAUUCUUUGAACAAGGGAGAUUUUGUUAGAGAUGAAGUUGAUAUAUAAAAAUGUGAAUAAAGUUUAAGAAAGAAAAAAAAUUAUUAGUAGGUUAAUGAUCAGAAAGUAAUAAAAAGGUUUAUAAUAUAAGUCAGUGAUUUAUGUAAGAACGGCAAAAGGAAGAGUAUUUAAGUUGAUGAUUGAUGAGAAUGAAAAUUAUGAUAAGAUUUUAGGAUAUUUACAGAUAUGUUUUUCAUCAAAGAUGCAAAAUGUAAAAGCUUUUUAUGCUCUUCUGGGAAUAGGAGUAGUUAGAAUUGAUGGAAAUGAGUUUAAGUUAACAACAGGAGUGGUUGUGUCUUUAAAUGAUUGGUCAAUAAAUAAUAAUAAUAAUUAUUUGUUAAAAAAUGAUAGUGGAUUUAAUUUAUUGAUUAGCAAUAUUGAAUUACUGGGAGGAAUAAUAGGAUCCUUCUAUAAAUAAUAAGAAAUAUUAGGAAUUAUAUUUAAUCCAUCUACUUAAACUAUUGAUAUCAUUUUAUUUGAUAAUUUUUAGUAAAUUACUAUUAAUAUAAAAUAGAAAUCCAAAGAUUUUACAUUAAGCAAUAUUCAAAUUAGUUAAAUUUUCAAAAAAGAAAAUAACUCCAUCAGGAAAAGGAUAAUUAUUGAAAUUGAAAACUGAUAUUGCAGAAUUUAAUUAAAAUGAUUACAUUGAAAUAGCAAAAAAUGAUAAUGUCAAAAUAUAUAUACAUACAUCUAAAUUGAAUGUUGCUGAUUAUGCAUUAAUAUAAGGAAGUAUGUUUUCAGCAUAAUAUGUGGAUGAUUAAAAUGAUUUAGAUGGAGAUAAAUUAUUAUCAAAUAAUGCACUUGAAUUUUACAAAAAGAAUUUUAGGAGAAUGAAUAAUUAAGAUGAUGAAACUAAAGAAUUUAUAAUUGUAAGUAAAUAACAAACAUAAAUCAUUGUUAUGAAUACUUUAUCAUCUCCUAAUAAAGGAAGUGCAUAAAAAUAAAUAUCAUUUAAAUUUGAAGAUAUUAGUGAUGAAAGUGCAGGAUCAGGUGUAUAAAUAGCAAAGUGUAUAAAAGGUAAUAAUUUUAUUAUAUUUUUUGUUUAGUUCAUAUGAAGAAAUAAACUAAUGGUACAAGUGAUACAAGUCCAAAAGUUUAAUUUAUAAGUGAAUUCUAAUCGAAUGGAUUUGAAUAAGCAGCAAAUUAAGCAAAUGAAUUAAAUGAAUAAAAAUAAAAAGAUGAUGACAAAAAUGAAAUUAAUGAUGUUAACGAGAACAAUUUCAGUAAUAAUAAUUAUAGUAAUAAUAAUCUUAGUAAUAAUAAUCAUAGUAAUAAUAAAUAAGAAACCACUAAUAACUAAAUAAAUAAUAAUAUAAAGUAAUUUGAAGAAUAAUAAUAAAUUAUUAUCUAAAAUGAACAAUAACAACUUUAACAUAAAACUAGUAAAACUGAAUAAAAUUAAGAGGAAGAUUCAGAUGAAAUAGAUCUUGUUAAAGUUUCUAUUGUUUUUGAUGAAGGAGAACAUUGUAAUCAUAGAGAUUAUAAUUCUAUAAUGAAUUAUGCUUUAAAUUUUAGAAAAGUUGAUUAUAAAGAUGAAUAUAGAGUUCAAUAGGCUCAUAAAAAAGGAGGCACAGCUUGUUAAGAUGAAAAGAUUAUUGAUUUAGCAAGAAGUGUUGGAAAGAACAUGAUUAAAUAGGUUGGUUAGAAAUUACUAAGUGGAAAUUUUAAUUUAACAACUGUUUCCUUUCCUGUAAAAUUGAUUUCUUUUAAUUUUGUAGAUUAAAGCGAUGAUUCCUAAAUCUGCCUUAGAAAAAACGUUUAUGCAAACCAUUCUCUUUCCUCUUUAUAUGAAUAAGGCUGCUUCUCUUUAAAAGCCAUUAGAAAGAAUGAAACUUAGUAUUAUUGCUCUCAUAUCUAAUUACAUUUAAGCUAAUUCCUUUCUUAAACCUCUCAAUCCAAUUUUAGGAGAAACUUUUGAAGGUGGUUAUGAAGAUGGUACAUAACUUUAUUGUGAAUAAGUAAAAUUGAAAUAUUAAAAUAGAUAUCUCAUCAUCCUCCUUUAUCUUAUUUUUUAGUAUAUGGUCCUAAAAGAUCUUACAAAUUUUUCGGAUAUUCUCUAUAUGAAGCAAAAGCAGGAUUAAAUUCAUUAACAAUUUUGAAUCACGGAAAAAGGACAAUCUAAUUUCCAGAUUAGAAGAUAGUUUGUACUUUUUCUUCGGAACAUUAUUCAGGUACAUUCUUUGGAACAAUGAAGAAUGAAUCUUAAGGAGCUCUUUCUUUUAUUGAUGAGGCUAAUAGUAUAUAUAAAGAUAAAAUGAUUAUUAGAUUUAAAUUGUAUUGUAUAAUUGGGAAAAGUGAAGAAUAAACCAACAGAUUAUUUUGAAGGUGAAAUAAAGUAAGGAAAGACAGUACUUAGUAAAUUAUUUGGGAGUUAUAUGGGUUUUGCAGAUUUUGAUGGGAUUAGAUAUUGGGAUGCAAGGGUGAUAAAACCAUUUGCAAUGUAGAUAUUAAAAUCUAAUUUGGAAUCAGAUCAUACAAAAAGAAAUGAUAGAAUUUGUAUGAUUGCUGGUGAUAUGAAUAAAGCAUAAAUAGAAAAGGAGAGAUUAGAAUAAUUAUAAAGAAAUGAUGCUGCUCUUAGGAAAGAGUUUUUAAAAUAAAAGAAGAAAAAAGAUUAAAAAUGA
Paramecium sonneborni is the source of this 2905-nucleotide messenger RNA. NCBI's taxonomy places the organism in Eukaryota, Ciliophora, Oligohymenophorea, Peniculida, Parameciidae. The record is from the annotation of a GenBank genome assembly.